Rana temporaria (common frog) is the source of this 958-nucleotide messenger RNA. RefSeq lists its product as uncharacterized. The coding region runs from base 135 to 950 and encodes 271 amino acids. Lineage: Eukaryota; Metazoa; Chordata; Amphibia; Anura; Ranidae. The record is from RefSeq and is a predicted model, not a curated record. The transcript is spliced from 2 exons.
AGAUUUCAAGAAGUUCUUGAAAAUCCAGAUUUUGCAGGCAAAAAGGUUAUAUAUAUAUGUAGCAGCUCCUGAGACUCAGAAGACCGAGAAACAAUUGCCGACGCCAAACCGAGACGUUUUAUCCGCCUUCCACAAUGAGCGUGAUGGAUGCCUUCCGAACCUUGGCCUUGUCCUACUUCAAUAUUCUGUCCACCACGGGCCUGGCCCUUCUCCUUCUACUGCUGGAGAAGUUGGUGGAAAGUGACUUUGAAUGUCCCGGAGACGCCAUGAUGUCCUUUGGCUACAGCCUGUUCUUCAUCGUUGUGCCGUGUCUGAUCCUCUUGUUUCUGGGAUGGAAGUUUUCUGACUUGCCCUGCGCGUCGUGCGGAUCCUGCUGGUCGGGGUGCCGCUCCUGCUACACCUUCAUCCGAAUCUCCACGGCUCCCAUGUUAUGGUUCUUGAUCGUGUUAAGUGAUGGAAGAUACCUGGAGUGCUUGGCCAAGUUUCUAAGGAGAGGAGAGGGAAAUGCCAUAGUCAAGCCAAUAGGCCAGGUGGUCGGACUCUUGGGUAUUUGCGUUCUCAUCGCACUCAGGCUCUUCCUAUCGAGCUGCAAUUGCUGCCGUUGCGCACAAGACACUCGGGCAAACUGGCAUGAGCAGAAGUACGAGGAGUACCUGCUCAGAGAGGUUGAAGACGGUAUAAGAAAGAAGGCAAACAAGAUACACGAAGCCUACGUAGAAGUCUUGGUUGAGAAAGCUUUUUCCGGCGGGAAUUGUCAAACCGGGAUCAAAGGAUGGAUGAAAAAUCUGGAAACUCUCGUGAGUAAAGCUAAAAAGAAUGCAAAAAAAGAAAUCAGGAAAAAGAAAAAAAAAGCGAAGAAAUGUGCCCAAAAAUCAAACCAAAUGUUUGCUGAAGAAUUUACGGUUUCCUUAAAUGCAGCGUUGCUUGAAAACAGCGAUAUCAACGUCUAAAAACAAAA